UAAAAAACACGACAUUUUUUCUGACUACAGUGGUUUCUGACUACGUCAAAUUCAAACUGUCAAAAUAUUAUAACCAAAAAAAUACAUAUGGAAAAAAUAGACAAAAUCAUUUAUAAGGAAAAAAACAGUAUAAAAACCUAAUACCCAAAUAAAUAGUUUAAAUAUUUACAUAAAACCAAUAGCAUUUUACAAUGGUUCUAUUGGAAAAUGAAACUUUUUUAUCCGAACUAACCAGACUGUUCCAAAAAGCCCGUUUAGAUGGAUCAGUUACUAUGACAUUUAAAAGAUAUGAUGGUCGUACUCGUCCCAUUCCAAGAGAAGACAAACCACCGCUGCCAGAAGCUACGGAACACAUGUGCUUAGUACGAGCGAAAUUUCGAUCUAAAAAAAUAGCUACGGUAAUACAUCAGAAAGACGUUAACAAAUUUCAGGUAGCUUAUAGCAGUUUACUCAAAGGGAAUUUAGACGGGCUUAAAAAAUUGAAGAAACCGAAAACGAAAACGAAGGUCGAAUCAUAAAUUUGUUAUAUGAAUAAAAUAUUUUUGUAUAUUUUGUUAUUAUUUUUAAACUGCUGAGGAAAUAGUUUUUAAGAAUAAACUAUAUGGUAUUAAUAAUAAUUGUUUUUGGGUAAAAUUAAUAAGUAAAAAAUUUGCAAACAUUUAUAUUAUCAACCUUUAAUUACAUUAUUGGCAGAAGUGCUAAUUGUUUUGUUAUAAGACAUAAAUAUUAUUCAAAAUCUAAAUCAUUUGUACGUUGGGCAUUCUUCUAUCAAAAAGAGAACAGUGACUUUUCCAACGUUGAUGCACAUCUCCGGUCCGCAUUAGACAAUCAUUGGCACAGUUUAACAGAGGAUCUCCUUUGAAACAAGCAUCACAGAUCAGAAUGCAUUCGUCAAUUGGAUCCAAGUACGGUGCAGAAACAGCUUGGUGAGCCAUUACAAUGAUGACUAGAGCGGCAAAGUAAAUGUGGGCCCUGAAAACUAAAGGAAUCCCUGUAUUGAGGACUCAAAAUUAUGAAAGGGUUUAAAGAGGAAUAAAAAUGAAUUAUACUCCUGUGGUCUCAGCCUUAAGGAAAUUAGUAUUAGUACUUUGAGCCUCUAUAGGAAUAAUUUGUAACACCCAUAGCGAUUAAUUUUCUGUUAAAUGGACAUAGAAGUCUAUAAUUCCUUGCUUAUCAGAUUAUCGAGUAACUUUGUUAAAACUUUAAUGAUUCUCAUCAAUAUUCUGUUCAG
Messenger RNA from Ceutorhynchus assimilis (cabbage seed weevil), 1231 nucleotides. The record is from the annotation of a GenBank genome assembly. NCBI's taxonomy places the organism in Eukaryota, Metazoa, Arthropoda, Insecta, Coleoptera, Curculionidae.